CACGAGGCAUGUUGAAUGAUGUAAUUUGAGGAUGGCUAAUUGAGUUGUGUUAUUGCUGUCGUUAUUGCUGGUGCUAGUGCUUAGUGCUUGGUCGUGGUCGUGGUCGUGGUCGGAACUGCCUUUACGUAUAACUAAAACUGCUAAGGCAGGAACUAGUGGUCUUAACCUCAGUGCAGUUUCCGUGGUUAAAAGGGCAGCCACAGGAUAAAUGGCCAGUAGGACCGAUGAGUAGGUACCUAAGGUAGGUAGCACCGACAGACCGAUAGGAGGGAAGUUAUCUUAGGUGUUACUGUCGUGAACCACUUGUUGGGUAGUUGCGCUCUUGGCAAAAGCUACCUAGGUACGUACCUACCUAACUUCCCAAGGUUUGUAUGGUACAGUGAAACCCAUUGAAUUGGGUCAUUCAAUUUAAACAUCAUCAACUGAGUUUGCAAAAAAAAGCUACCUAUUCACCAUCUAUUCGGACUCCCGAAAACAUGACUUGGAUUUCCAAAUUAGUGACGGCUUUCGGGCUGUUACUUCUAGCAGAUUCGUGUUACUCGGCUUAUGAACAUUCCCUUCUUCAAACGCACCGAGCCGCAUCGCUCUCGUCUUUGAGCACGUCACACAGCGGUGUGACGACCUCACUACCGAUCGAUAUAACUAUCGAGACAAUUGUCGCAACAUUUAUCGUCUGUCUAGGCAUGGUAUUAGGGACGUCUAAUUUACGUCCUAUCCAAUGGCGCGUUUGGGCUGGGAAGAUUGAGAGAGAAGGGGAGGCAGGAUUUCUAAACAGCAACGGAGAGGUGGAGAAAGAUUACGUUGGGAACCCGUUUCGAUUAUUAGAGAGUCGUCCAGGAUUCGUUGAUAUUCGGAAGCAAAGAAAAGAGUUUGCAGAAUGGGUUAAAAACGAAUAGAUGAUAAAUCGAGCAACGGAUACAGAGCAUACAGAGGAUACCUAGAGACACCGGCAUCAAGUUAGGCUUCUUGUUAUGACAGCUCUAUGGGGAAAUACUCGAAGCUACCUCUUGAACGCUACGCUGUAUUCUUCUAGCUUGUAUGAGGGAUAACGAAAUAGCAUCAUUGCAUAUUACACCUACCUCUCUCCUAAGGUACCAUGUAAUAAUAUACAACACAUACUAGUAGUCAGCAAAAUACUUGUCGAAGGGAAGGACGGAUACCGGUCACGGGCGCUGUUACCUUCAAUGUCCCCAAAUGUUGUUGUCAGUGGAAGUCGCGGGACAUAUCUCCGGCAAGGAGAUGGUGCCUUCCUGUUCCUCUUGAAGAACAACUCAAGAGGUAGUAGUUUCUUCAAAGGUACCUCCUACCUAAUAUAUGGGCAAGUAUGUACUAGGUAAGUAAUGAGUAAUAAGGAGUAAUACUA
Daldinia caldariorum is the source of this 1363-nucleotide messenger RNA. Its product is annotated as magnesium transporter. Bases 477 to 896 code for a protein of 139 amino acids. NCBI's taxonomy places the organism in Eukaryota, Fungi, Ascomycota, Sordariomycetes, Xylariales, Hypoxylaceae. Gene Ontology annotation, biological process: protein folding in endoplasmic reticulum. The record is from RefSeq and is a predicted model, not a curated record. The transcript has 4 exons. Gene Ontology annotation, cellular component: EMC complex.